AUUUACUCUCGAAGAAGAUAUGUCACUCAAGAACGACGCCAUAGGAUGAUUUGUUGUGUUUUUGGUUAGCAUGUGCAAGUUUCGUUGUAUUUUUUUUAAAUAUUUUUAUAAAGCUGAAAAUUUGUAUUUAUAAAUAUUAAGCGAAUAUCAAAAAUGAGUUUGAAUUACGUUCAAGUUGCAGAAGAAGAGGGAGAAGAACCCAUUGAAGUACCUUGUGAAGAAGAUGGGUCACUUCUGCUAACUACUUUGGCUGCGCAAUUUCCUGGUACCUGUGGUUUAAAAUAUCGAAAUCCUGCUACUGGAACAAUGAGAGGUGUCCGAGUAUCAGAUGGAAAAUUGGUCCCACCACCUGGAAGUGGUUGGGAUGAUUCUUUGUAUAUCUGUGUUUUCCCAAAAGUGACUGAAAAUAAGAGAAAAUCUUGUGAUCAACUUGAGAAUAGCUCUGCUAAAACAAAAAGAAUGGAAACCAAACACAAAUGUUCCGACUUAAUAGUUCUAGGCUUGCCUUGGAAAACAACUGAGCAAGAACUUCGCCAGUAUUUUGAAUCGUUUGGAGAAGUUUUGAUGGCACAAGAUGGACAAGUUGCUGAGUUGAACAGAAAAGUAUUUAUUGGACGAUGUACUGAAGACAUUUCUGCUGAUGACCUUGAAGAGUAUUUCUCAAAAUAUGGAGAGGUAACAGACGUUUUUAUCCCCAAACCGUUUAGAGCAUUUGCAUUUGUUACAUUUUUACAUCCUGAGGUGGCUCAAAGUUUGUGUGGAGAAGACCAUAUUGUAAAGGGUGCCAGUCUGCUUGUUAGCAGUGCUGUGCCCAAAAAUGCUAAUGCUAAUUACCACAACAGGAAAGGUGACAGUCGUCCAAUGACAACAUUCCCUCACAAUCCUGCUGCAUUCGGCCCUGGUGGGCAUCAUGGUAGCAAUGCAAAUAUUUGGAAUCAAUCACCAUAUAAUGUGCCAAUGAGAGGAGGGGAUAAUAUCCCUAAUUUAGCUCAGUUGAGCACAACCCUGGGUUUAGGCAAUCCAAAUCCUAAUCAAGGUGGUGGCAAAACUAUGAAUACAACUCCACCUACUUUGAGUAUGGGUGCCCUGAAUUUGGGGGCUGCAUUACCUUUGAGUUCUGCUGUUGUAGCAGCUGCUCUUGGUCAAGCUGGGUUGGGUAUUCUUGGAAACAUAGCAAGCCAGGGAAAUACGGAGGAAUGUAACAAUCCAAAUGUUAACACUUCUAAUCCUGGACCCAAUCCUAAUAUGGGAGGGAGUGGUUGUCCGGCAUGGAUGAACCAACCUUCUGGAAGUAAUGAAGGGCCUGUGCCGUGGAGUUCUCGUGAUCCCAAAGGCUAUGGCAUGCAGGUUUUAAACUAACUUAAUUUUCUCCUUAUAUUUGUUAUUUUUUGUAGAAAUUUUAAAGAAAUAAUUCUCUUUUGAAGAACAACUUAUAAGCAAUAUUAUGAAUUGUUACAAGUCCCAAACCUCAAAGCUUUAAUGGUUCAGCACUGCUUUGUUAUAAUAAUGGUUGUUCAAUUUCAAAUAACAAACAGAAUUUUUUUUUUUUAUAACACUAGUGUAAAAGUAGUGCAACUUUAUUUCAUCACCAAAUAUUUUUAUUAAAAUAUGUUUUGUGUUUAAAAGUCUUUAUCUUACACAUAAAGCUUGCUAUUAUUUUAUAGAGAUAUAUAAAUUGAGACUCGGUUGAUAUUUUGCAUUUAUUACAUGCAAAUGUGUUUUUUUUUUUUUUUCGACUUCAAAUUUGUGUUUUUUGAAAUAGAAAGUUCAAUGCCCCCUUCAUCUUUUUCAUGAUCAUAUAUAUAUAUUGUAACUCAUGUUGAACAAGUUGUGAUUUUUGUUUUGACUCAAAAUUUUAUUUUGUAAAUGGUUUACGUGAACAUGAGACUAUUUAAUGGUAUGAAAAAGUGGUUUUGAGUGACGAUGAAUACAAACAUCAUGUUCAUUUCUCAAAAUUUAUAUAUCUCACCUUUCAUUGACGUGUUUAUUGGAUGUGUAUCAUCAUUCCUGUGUGCGUGUUUAAAUGAGAUAGUGUGCUUCAAUGGAAAAGUGCCUUUGAAAAAGGUUUUAUGUAAUUGGCUCAAUGAGCUGGGUUUUUAAAAAGCAUCAACAAGCAGAGGAAAUUAAUAAGGGUGAUACAUAGCAGUUAAAAAACUAUGAUAGGAUCAGAGACUAAAUUAUUUUUACUGUGUUGUUGAAUACUCAGUGUGAUGUUUGUAUGCUGCACAAUCUACUGCUUUUGUAACAUCUUCUUUAGAGUGAUAACUUCAGUAUUUGCUGUUUCACUAAGCUACUUUAUCUUUCUAGACAGAUUUGUAAAUUUAGCUUUUCUUUUCCGAAGCAUUUAAAAACUAAACAGUGUUUAUCUUUCUACUAAUGUUGCAGGUUGUAAUUGCUACGGCAAAAUAAAAUUUUAUUCAAAAUCUUUUGUAUUAAGUGACGAGCAUGUCAAGUAAAAAUUCCAUGCUUGAUUUUAUUUAAAUGCUGUGGGAUUUCGUUAAAUAUAGCCAUUGCUUUUCCAAUGAGACAUAGUAUUUAAGUUUUUUCCUGGUAAUUUUAACUAUCAUUAACCACUCACUCAUUUUGGUUAUAAAAUAACAAACAUGUAGUUUUUAAAAUAAAUUUUUUUCUCUCCCUUUCUAGCAAAUUUCCUUAGCAUUUUAAACAUAAACCGUAUAGUGAAUGAUAAGUUAUGGCACUAUUAACAAAUAUUAUCAGUAUCUUAACACAAAAGGCAAUUCAGUGUCAUUUCACUGAUUAUACUAGUCAUUUA
Molecule: messenger RNA, 2773 nt
Organism: Parasteatoda tepidariorum (common house spider)
Lineage: Eukaryota; Metazoa; Arthropoda; Arachnida; Araneae; Theridiidae
Product: TAR DNA-binding protein 43
Biological process (GO): regulation of gene expression
Cellular component (GO): nucleoplasm; chromatin
Molecular function (GO): RNA binding
Source: RefSeq, a predicted model, not a curated record